CCUUUUGACACUGCCCUACCGAAGCUGUAGUUUGCGCGAAGUGAAUGACGUCUCUGAAUUUGCGGGCCGCCGACGCAGGGCUGGGUUUCCAUUUUCACAGCGAGUUUCGGGGGGGAUCGUCAACAUGGAGCCGGAGAUGGAAGACAAAACGGUGGAACUGAUGUGCUCUGUGCCUCGCUCUCUCUGGCUGGGCUGCUCCUCGGUGGCUGAGAGUUUGUGUGCACUCAGGUGCCUGCAGAGCAUCCCCUCCACCCGGGCUCACAACCAGACCACGUCGGGGAUGGAGUCGCAGACCUUAGUGGACGACCUGUCGCCAAAGAAGACUACAGUGCUCAAGCUCAAUGGUCCUGUGAUGGGUUCUCGCAAGCGUCCAUCAGAAGGGAACUACGAGAAGGAGAAGGAACACUGCAUCGCCUUGUUCGACCAGUGGUCAGAGGCCGACCAAGUGGAGUUUGUCGAGCGGCUGAUAUCCCGUAUGUGCCACUACCAGCACGGCCACAUCAACUCCUACCUCAAACCCAUGCUGCAGAGGGAUUUCAUCACUGCGUUGCCAGCCCAAGGCUUGGAUCACAUCGCAGAGAACAUCCUGUCUUUUCUGGACGCGCGCUCGCUCUGCGCGGCGGAGCUCGUUUGUAAAGAGUGGCAGAGGGUGAUCUCCGAGGGCAUGCUGUGGAAGAAGCUCAUCGAACGAAUGGUCCGGACCGACCCGCUCUGGAAAGGCCUGUCUGAAAGACACCAGUGGGAGAAAUAUUUGUUCAAGAACCGCACAUCAGAAAUCCCGCCUAACUCCUACUAUCACUCCCUUUAUCCAAAGAUCAUUCAAGACAUAGAGACAAUUGAGGCGAAUUGGCGAUGCGGCAGACACAACUUGCAAAGGAUUCAGUGUCGCUCGGAAAACAGUAAAGGUGUUUAUUGUCUCCAGUACGAUGACGAGAAGAUCAUCAGUGGCCUUAGGGACAACUCCAUCAAGAUCUGGGAUAAACAAACACUGGAAUGUCUGAAGGUACUGACCGGCCACACAGGCUCAGUAUUGUGUCUCCAGUAUGAUGAGAGGGUCAUCGUCACUGGGUCUUCUGACUCGACUGUCAGGGUCUGGGAAGUUACGACGGGGGAGGUACUGAACACACUGAUCCACCACAACGAGGCCGUCCUCCACCUGCGGUUCGCGAAUGGUCUCAUGGUCACCUGCUCCAAGGACCGCUCCAUCGCAGUAUGGGACAUGGCCUCGCCCACCGACAUCAGCCUGCGGCGCGUCCUCGUGGGACACCGCGCCGCCGUCAACGUCGUCGACUUCGACGACAAAUAUAUCGUGUCCGCCUCAGGGGACCGCACCAUCAAGGUGUGGAGCACCAGCACCUGUGAGUUUGUCCGCACUCUAAAUGGUCAUAAGCGGGGGAUUGCCUGUUUACAGUACAGAGAUCGUCUGGUAGUCAGCGGCUCAUCUGACAACACAAUCCGGUUAUGGGACAUUGAGUGCGGGGCGUGUUUGCGAGUGCUGGAAGGUCACGAGGAGCUGGUGCGCUGCAUUCGCUUCGACAACAAAAGGAUCGUCAGCGGCGCCUACGAUGGCAAAAUAAAAGUGUGGGACCUGCAGGCGGCGCUUGACCCUCGGGCCCCCGCUAGCACAUUAUGUCUGCGCACUCUAGUGGAGCACUCUGGCCGGGUUUUCCGCCUGCAGUUUGACGAGUUCCAGAUCAUCAGCAGUUCUCACGACGACACCAUUCUGAUCUGGGAUUUCCUGAACGUCUCGCCCAACGGCCAGUCAGAGGGGCGGUCUCCUUCCCGUACCUACACGUACAUUUCUAGAUAGCAGGUGGCGCCAUACAACUCGCCUUUUUAUAGGAGGAAAUCCAGGGCUGAUUGGCUGAUGGGUGCAUCUGUCGCAAAAAGGAGCGCGUCUUUUUUUCCCCCUCCUCUUCCUCCUGGUCAUCUCUCUGUCCAUCUCCCACUCAGCCCCCCCCUCCUGCCCGUUCUGACGGACCCUUAAAGCUUGUGCCCAUCGCCUGCCAGUUCAGCGACACGCAUACAGGCCAACACUGAGGACUCCCCACUGCAGAACCGACGCAACUCUCCCAAGACGUUCUGCUACUAAUUUAUGUUUUGUAAAGUACACUAAUGACAGUAUUAACAUAGACCUGGCAAAAACCCACAACUUUUUUUUUUCUUUUUUUGGUCCCCUUGAAGCAAACUUAAAGCCGCUUCUGCUCCUCAGAUUUUAACCCCUGCCAAAAACAGGUUUUCCGCAGAUGUGGAUUUGCUUAUAGAUAUAUAUUUAUAUAUAUUACACAGACAAACACAGUGGCACAGUUGGACAGAAGUUGACUGGAGCUGUGAUGCGGGAGACAGAGACUCUGCUCGGCUCUUAAGGAAGAAGGGAAGGACGGGAGAUCGAGGGGCUGAAAGAGGGAGAAACGUGUUGGCGAAGGCUUCCCUGCGCCUUCUCAAGAAGUUCUGCUCCUCCUUGACUCUCUCUCUCUCUUUCUCUCUCUGCACCCCCCCGCUCUCUCCCUAUCCCCGCCGCUUAGCCUCCCUUUCACAGCCCCUCCUACGAGGUGCACAUUGGCUCGGACUAAGGGGGCACACUCACACACACACUCUGAGCGUGUGUGUGUGUUUUAUGUGUAUGUGGACUUGUGAAAACGGCAGAACAGAAGCGUCAGACAUGCAUGUGAGGUUGCCUUGGAUACAGCAUCCCGGUACACCUCUGCUUUUUUUUUUUUUUUUUUUCCUCUUUAAUUCUUACUUUGUUACUGUUUUUUUUUUUUUAUCACUGUUGUUUUCUAAUUUUAUUUGAGUAUUUUGGUUCUUAGUACAAAGAAAAUCAUACUAAGCGUAGUCCUUUCUCUUCCUUCCCCUGCCUUUCUCCUCAUUCUUUCUACUUACCCCCACCAACCAACCCCCACCCCCCCCCCCCCCCCCCCCCCCCAGUGUUUAUCUGUCCUUCUUCACGCCAUCUUUCUCUCUCCCAUCAUCCUAAGUGCUUGCUUUGGUAAUGAGAGAAGCUGGAAUUCAAGAGCUCAAAAUUUAGCUGUAAACGGAGUUGUCUUGUCAAAAAUUGUGUUGUAUAUUAAAAUGAUUUUUUAAAGAAUAAAUUGACCUUAUUGUGAAUAAA
Molecule: messenger RNA, 3112 nt
Organism: Fundulus heteroclitus (mummichog)
Lineage: Eukaryota; Metazoa; Chordata; Actinopteri; Cyprinodontiformes; Fundulidae
Gene: fbxw11a
Product: F-box and WD repeat domain containing 11a
Exons: 14
Coding region: 125-1810 (561 amino acids)
Molecular function (GO): protein dimerization activity
Source: RefSeq, a predicted model, not a curated record